CAAAAUUACUGUUUACUCUUACCCUCGACGAACGCCUUCGAUAUAGCGUCACCCGACGAAAGUUUGGUUUUCGAACUGGUGAUCAUUGUUCAUUCGACGAGUUACCUAGGUUUGGAGAAGUGUUACAUUCUUUUGACAGUACACAGCUCCUAUUUUAACGCGAUGGAUGAUGCAGAGCUAACAUAUAAAUUUUGGAGAAUCCGUAAGACGGUCAUGCAGAUGUGUCAUGACAGAGGCUACCUGGUGACACAAGAUGAAUUGGACCAGACUCUGGAUCAGUUUAAGGAACAGUUUGGAGACAGACCAAGUGAAGGAAGGCCCUCAAGAAGUGAUUUGUCAAUUUUGGUGGCUCACAAUGAUGAUCCAACAGAUCAGAUGUUUGUGUUCUUUCCUGAUGAACCUAAAGUUGGAAUAAAAACAAUUAAACAAUAUUGUAACAGAAUGCAAGAGGAGAACAUAAACAGAGCGAUAAUAGUUGUGCAGAUGGGUAUGACACCUUCAGCUAAACAGGCGUUAGUUGACCUGGCACCAAAAUACAUCUUGGAGCAUUUCAUGGAGGCAGAGCUCAUGGUGAACAUUACAGAACACGAGCUUGUUCCAGAACAUGUCCUCAUGACACCGGAGGAAAAGGCAGAGCUCCUUCAGAGAUACAAACUCAAGGAGCAUCAACUUCCUCGUAUCCAGUCUGGCGAUCCCGUUGCGCGGUAUUUUGGACUCAAAAGAGGACAGGUUGUAAAGAUUAUUCGCCCUAGUGAGACCGCUGGUCGUUACAUAACCUACAGGCUCGUCGUGUAAUGUAAAUAAAAAAGUCUACAAAAUCACAUUCAAGUUACCCUACCCAUCAGACAUAACCAAGGAUUGGUAUGGACAAAGCUUCGUGUAACCUUAAGUUAAUUUUUUUCAUUUUAUUUGUUCAGUCAAGUAACAAUUGCACACAGUCGAUAUUUGUUCGUUAAAAAACCGACGACAGUCCAAUUCCUAUUUUCCAAUCGGAAAAUAAGCGAUCUCUUUCAAAGUUGGGCCGAGAGUAAGUCGUCAUCUCGUUGCGUCACGUUGCGUAGAGUCAUCUAUCCCGAAGAGUAUCGGGUCAUUCGUCUCGGUGCCUCGGUGCCUCGGUAUCCGAUUCGUUGAUUCUGUUUGGUGUUGUUGAACUUGGAAUGGUGCUCUCGAUCUAAGUCUUUAAUUUUCCCAUUACUGGAUGGAGUUAUUUUUAAAACUUCAAGACAUUUCCCAUGAAAGCUGCUCAAAACUGUUAUAGUUAUCAAGUUCAUUUGAGAUGGAGAAGAGCCAAGGAUGCCGAGUGACGCCGAAUGAAUGCGAGUGACGGCAAGUUAUGGCAAGUGAAGUCGAAGGAAUCUGAAGGCUAGCGGUUGGCCUUCGAAAGGUUUCGUCAUUGAUGUAAGGCUACCUCGAGGAGAAUUUUAAAUAUCAUUAGAUAUUGCGACUGUAAUGUGUACAGCAAGUGGCGGAAUGUUAGCAGUGUUGUUUUAUUAAUAAAAAGUAAAUAACACGAAA
Messenger RNA from Stylophora pistillata, 1515 nucleotides. RefSeq names its product DNA-directed RNA polymerases I, II, and III subunit RPABC1. Gene Ontology annotation, cellular component: RNA polymerase II, core complex; RNA polymerase III complex; RNA polymerase I complex. NCBI's taxonomy places the organism in Eukaryota, Metazoa, Cnidaria, Anthozoa, Scleractinia, Pocilloporidae. Gene Ontology annotation, molecular function: DNA binding. The record is from RefSeq and is a predicted model, not a curated record. Gene Ontology annotation, biological process: transcription by RNA polymerase II; transcription elongation by RNA polymerase I; tRNA transcription by RNA polymerase III.